AGUCCUGAUGUCAGCGCCGGCGGAGAUUUUAAAAUUCAAACCGCCUCUUCGUUGACCGAGACGGAAGGUCCUGUUUUGGCGGCUGCUUUCAUGUGCCGUCGUGCAAUUUGCUGAAAGCUGGACUCUUGGUCUUGUUGAGAAGCCGAGAGAAAGGUUACAAGCAUGAAGCGCAGUUCAGCUUCCACCUGUGGUGCUGGCCGCCUCUCUAUACAGGAGUUAAGGUCCCUGGACCUCAAUAAACCAGAUCUUCAUACCCCUCAAACCAAAGAGAGAUUGAACUUUGGAAAGCUGAGUACACAUAAACCUACAUCUGAAAGAAAAGUCUCAAUAUUUGGGAAAAGGACAAGCGGAUAUGGAUCCAGGAAUAGUCAACUUGGUAUAUUUUCCAGUUCUGAAAAAAUCAAGGACCCAAGACCCCUUAAUGACAAAGCAUUCAUUCAGCAGUGUAUUCGACAACUCUAUGAGUUUCUUACAGAAAAUGGUUAUGUAUAUAGUGUAUCCAUGAAGUCUCUACAAGCUCCAUCUACUAAAGAUUUCCUAAAGAUCUUCGCCUUUCUUUAUGGCUUUCUGUGCCCAUCAUAUGAACUUCCAGAUACAAAAUGUGAAGAAGAGGUCCCAAGAAUUUUUAAAGAACUUGGGUAUCCCUUUGCACUGUCCAAGAGCUCCAUGUAUACAGUGGGAGCCCCUCACACAUGGCCUCACAUCGUGGCCGCCUUGGUGUGGCUAACAGACUGCAUCAAGAUUCAUAGUGCCAUGAAAGAAAGCUCACCUUUAUUUGAUGAUGGGCAGCUUUGGGGAGAAGAAACUGAAGAUGGAAUUAAACAUAAUAAGUUGUUUCUGGACUACACCAAAAAAUGUUAUGAGAAGUUCAUGACCGGGGCUGACACCUUCGAAGACAUGGAUGCCGAGCUGCAGGCGAAGCUGAAGGACUUGUACAAGGUAGAUUUGUCCAAGCUGGAAUCUCUAGCAGAAGAAAACAAAACACUAAAUGAACAGAUUGCAAGACUGGAGCAGGAAAGAGAAAAAGAACCGAAUCGUCUGAUAUCAUUGAGGAAACUAAAAGCUUCCUUACAAGCAGAUGUUCAAAACUAUAAAGCAUACAUGAGCAAUUUGGAGUCUCAUUCAUCCAUUCUGGAACAGAAAUUGAGUAGUCUUGAUGAAGAAAUUGGUAGAUUAGAGCUAGAACAUGAAACAGUUAAACAGGAAAACACUAGACUACAGAGUAUCAUUGAUAACCAGAAGUUUUCAGUCGCUGACAUUGAGAGAAUAAAUCAUGAGAAAAAUGAAUUGCAGCAGACUAUUAAUAAAUUAACCAAAGACCUGGAAGCUGAACAACAACAAAUGUGGAAUGAGGAAUUAAAAUAUGCCAGAGGCAAAGAGGCGAUUGAAGCACAGUUAGCAGAGUACCACAAGUUGGCUAGAAAAUUGAAGCUUAUCCCAAAAAGUGCUGAGAAUUCCAAAGGUUAUGACUUUGAAAUUAAGUUUAAUCCUGAGGCUGGUGCCAACUGCCUUGUCAAAUACAGGACUCAAGUGUAUGCACCUCUCAAAGAACUCUUGAAUGAAACCGAAGAAGAAAUUAACAAAGCUCUGAAUAAAAAGAUGGGUCUGGAAGAUACUUUAGAACAACUGAACACCAUGAAAAUGGAAAGCAAGAGGACUGUGAGGAUGCUGAAGGAAGAGGUUCAGAAGCUAGAUGACCUUUACCAACAAGAAGUUAAGGAAGCUGAGGAAGAAGACAAAAAGUGUGCCAGUGAGCUUGAGUCCCUAGAGAAACACAAGCACCUGCUGGAAAGCGCUGUGAAUGGGGGCCUCAGCGAGGCCAUGGAUGAGCUGGACACCGUCCAGCGGGAAUACCAGUUGGCUGUGCAGACCACAACUGAAGAAAGAAGAAAGGUGGGAAACAACUUACAACGUCUUUUGGAGAUGGUCGCUACACACGUAGGGUCUUUGGAGAAACAUCUUGAAGAGCAGAAUGCCAAAGCUGACAGAGAAUAUGAAGAAUGCAUGUCUGAAGGUCUCCUGGAAAACAUCAGAAAGAUCGCAGAGAAGUAUAAGAAUAAUGCUGCCCAACUUAAGGCUCCUGAUGAAUGAAGAUAAACUAAUCUUUCAUAGAUAUUCAAUCCCAAAAUUAUGAUAAUGUGGUAGAUUGGCCUUUUAGACAUAUCAGUUAAUAAAGUGCACUAGUGAAGUG
Messenger RNA from Mastomys coucha (southern multimammate mouse), 2191 nucleotides. It is a transcript of the gene Ndc80, whose product is annotated as NDC80 kinetochore complex component. The coding region runs from base 163 to 2091 and encodes 642 amino acids. NCBI's taxonomy places the organism in Eukaryota, Metazoa, Chordata, Mammalia, Rodentia, Muridae. The transcript has 17 exons. Gene Ontology annotation, cellular component: Ndc80 complex. Gene Ontology annotation, biological process: attachment of mitotic spindle microtubules to kinetochore. The record is from RefSeq and is a predicted model, not a curated record.